GCGUUGGAGUUUACAUUGAGUUCUGUGCCGAUGAUACCAGCAACGCCAAACAGGGCAUCGCCCUCUGCAGGGUUGACAACCUUGAAGAGAAGAGCGUGCAGGGACAGUGGUGUGAGGUUUCGCUUUUGGCGGCCUCAGAUGAACACCUGUUGUGGUGGCUGGAUCAUGGAGCAGGCCGAGAUGACAAUUGGCAGUGCCAACUCCAUGUGUGCAAAGGUAGCGACAAGUUCUGGCACAUCCCUUCAGGCGACCUGGCUGACAAGAAGAUCGAAUGGAUCAAAGAGGGGAAGUGCCGAAAGUACGUGGAAGAGGAAGUAGCCCGACUGGACCCAGCUCUUUGUGGGCUUCGCAACUUGGAAAGGGAGCUAGCCCUACCCAAAAAGGGUCAAAGGAAACUCGCCCAAGAUGGCCGCCACGAGGGAGAAGCAGGACCCCCUAAGAGGGAGAGCCAGAAAGAUCGCGUCGCCAAGAAGAAGAAAAGGCAAAAGGAAGACCCCGGCCACGGCCGAGCAAGGUCUGCACCAUCGGCAGGUGGCAGCAGGGGAAGAUGGUUCGGCGAGCCGGUCGACGAUGACCCGAAAGACCGCUCCUUGACAGACACCUCCUGCAUGGGCUCCUCCUCCAACUCCUCUGGUCAGAAAAGAAAAAGAAGUCCAAGGCCAACGGUGCCAAGGACAGGGCCCUUUGGAUCCAGCACGCAGAUCGACUACGGUCGGGCCUUUGAAGUGUCAAGCGGCUCCUUUCCCACUCGACGGCAGCAGACACCCUGGCCUAGAGAUUCGAACAGUCGCAAAGCCACACCUCGCGGAACAGGGCUCAGUACCUCGAACUCUUUCCCCGAAGGCCUCGCUCUGCCGCCGGAGAGGGACGAGGCAGUCGAAACAGUGGGCCGGAGAACUUCGGAUGCGGAAACUCCAAAGCGGCAAAGGCCGGGCAUCCAAAG
This is a messenger RNA of Symbiodinium sp. CCMP2456, 943 nucleotides long. Lineage: Eukaryota; Dinophyceae; Suessiales; Symbiodiniaceae. The record is from the annotation of a GenBank genome assembly.